Messenger RNA from Geodia barretti, 249 nucleotides. Lineage: Eukaryota; Metazoa; Porifera; Demospongiae; Tetractinellida; Geodiidae. The record is from the annotation of a GenBank genome assembly.
AGACGAGACCGUCUUCAGCUAUUGUUUCAGCACACAUAUCGGAGGCUUGUGCAAUCGUGUCGGUCUGCGUCGCUUCAAUCUGUUUCAAAAUGUCUUGUGCAGUGUGUAGAUAACUUAGAUGGGAAGUACUCAUAAUGUUGUUGUCUGCUGUAGACCUCAAUCGCUUAAUUUUUGAAUUUAUAAAGUGUAACGCGUAUAUCCAUAUCGCUAAAAUACCAGCAUCUAUUCUAUCACAAUUCUGACAUGUUU